Messenger RNA from Phycomyces blakesleeanus NRRL 1555(-), 1884 nucleotides. RefSeq lists its product as hypothetical. The coding region runs from base 1 to 1884 and encodes 627 amino acids. The transcript has 2 exons. NCBI's taxonomy places the organism in Eukaryota, Fungi, Mucoromycota, Mucoromycetes, Mucorales, Phycomycetaceae. The record is from RefSeq and is a predicted model, not a curated record. Gene Ontology annotation, molecular function: protein binding.
AUGUCAACAUUACCAUUCGAAAUUCUUUUGGAGAUUGCGGGAGUCUUGACCACUCAAGAUAAACUCAACUGCACCACAGUCUGUAAAGCAUGGACUUCACCAUUCCAAGAGUCCAUGUGGGACUCUAUCACUAUCAGCGACAAACAGACACUCAACACUAUUUGCAGAGUAUCAACCACCAACCCAAGCUGCUAUCAGAAAUUUGGAAGCCUUGUCACCAGCUUGACCCUUGGGACAAGACUCAACAUAAACGACAAACAACUCCAUACUAUACAAUCCCUUUUUAACAAUAUCAAACACCUCAAAAUACCAACCGUAUCUCAGAGCUUGGAUAUAUCCGAGACCAACGCUGAUUGGAGUCUCUGGUCAUCAUUGGUAGAUCUAGAAAUCUACAAGCAACGAAUGGAAUCUGACGACGACAUGGAAGAAAUGCUCUACGCUUUGUCACUCUUGCCACAUCUCAGGAAACUACAUAUCACAGAAGAUUAUGGAAGCGGAAAUAUUCCAUAUAGAUGGCAAGCUCUUGAAGUCAUACACACCUACCUUCCUCAGCUCGAAUAUCUGCAGAUGGAUGUCGCAUUUGAGUCAAUAUACCCAGAAGACAUUGAAGAGAUCGAUACGAUCUCGCCAGCAAACAAUUUGACGACUGCGAAUUUCUUUUAUGAGUCAAUCGAUAUCCCAUGGUUGUACUACUUUGCUUCCAAAUAUCCCAACCUACACACAUUCAGAUGCAACAUUGCAGCAAAUCCUGACACAACAUACGCAGACUAUGGAACCGACAGAUUGUUGCUUUCAAAGCUGUCAAAUAUAUUUCCCCGUCUUGAAACAAUCUCAAUUAAAGAAUGCGAAAACAACGAAUACCCACACGGAGUACUCUGUAAAUUACUUUAUGAGCACGGCCUAAAAUUGAAGAAUAUCGAAUACACUGCAGAGUCUAAAAGCAACUCGCAAUAUGUCUCACAGCAAACACCAGAAGAUGUCGUCUACAAAUUUAUUGAUGCAAACGUAUCAACCCUUGAGACGCUCACCUUAAAAUGCUAUGACUAUUCAAGUCAAUGGAUGCCUCUAGUUGACCUCACUUUCUGGACAAAUCUAGUUGAGCUGAAUCUUUAUUCAAGCUGGGGCUCAAUCUGGUUGGAUCGGAUUCUGGAUCGUUGUCCUGCCCUGAAAACCCUGAGAUUAUCUUCAGAGAACAUUGUUGUAUCACAAAGAACGUCAGAUACUAUCUCCCUGCACGGACUGGAAUCAGUGAAGUUUGAGCACGCAAGUCUCAGUUCAGAAUCGCUUAAUUAUAUCUCUUUACGAUGUCGGCAAUUGAAGAAUCUUUCAUUGAGAAGUAUCAAGGUUCGAGGAUCAAUCUUACAAGAAACCGGGAAUUUGACCAUCGAUAUCUCCAACGUAUCUCUUAAAACUCUGGAUUUUACGGACGUAACAUUCUAUCAAUCAUCUGGAGCCAACUGUACUUAUGAUACCGCAAUCAACUUUAUUGUUCUUGACAAACCAAGCAUUACUCCUGAACUGGAAGGUAGUCUUGAUGCAGGCGUCGAGAUAUCUGGUAUCUAUCACCCCGUACCCAAUUCAAAGCCAAUCUGGAUUCAUCAAUUCCAAAGCUAUCCCAAGCAUGGUUAUGCCCGCACAUAUCUGGAUACGUACUUGCGAACUUUGACCAAUGAACAAGCUACCUACGCCAAAAGAUACUUUGACUCGUUUCAAAAUAACAUUGCAAAGUACAGAAAACCAGAAUCAGGGAUGUCAUAUCACGAACGGGGAGCUAUGGGAGAUUCAUGGACUCGAGAUCUUCAUCGAGGCUAUGUAUCUGUCAGAUGCUCAUCCAUAGAAAGAUAUCUUCUCAAAGGGUUCAAAUGGGACAUUGACUAUAUAUAA